UUCAACCCUUCACCCCAGCGAGGCAACAGCUGCUCUGUCUCUCCUCUUACCCUCUGCUUGUUGUAUCAUCGUGCCAUUUAAUUAAACUCAACCAAUUUGAACCUUUCCGGAGACUCCAUUAGUCUCUUCAUUCUAAGCUUCUCUUCUGGGCGCGAGAACAACAAAUACUUCUAACAAGAGCUAACUGUGGACUAUUUCUCAAACUAAAGAAGAGAUGUCCUCCCAGGUCCGACUGCGGCUGCUGCCCAGAGCCAGAUGCAUGUUCGACGAGCCGCUCCAGGUGAAGGUGGCCGGGCUGAGGUCCAGACAGGUAGUCACCCUGAGAGCCAGAGCCACGGACGAGAAGGGAGUGAUGUUCAGCUCCAUGGCCACAUACAAGGCUGAUGGGAGCGGGGAGGUGGACCUGCAGAGAGACCCCUCCCUCAGCGGGACCUACACCGGGGUCCAGCCCAUGGGCAUGCUGUGGUCCAUGAGGCCAGACACCUUGCACAAAAGGUUAAUAAAAACAUGUUCACUGAACCCCCAUGUGGUGAGGUUCUCUGUGCACGAGGAGAAGGGCGGGAUGCUGGCGGAGGCGACCAAUGAGAGGCUUCUGGUUGGAGACGGGGUCAUCCGGCGCCCGGUGAAAGAUGGGAAUAUUCGUGGAGUCCUGUUUACUCCCCCAGGAGAGGGUCCGUUCCCUGCUGUGUUGGAUCUGUACACUUUUGGUGGAGGUUUGUCGGAGAAAAGGGCCUCUCUGCUGGCCAGCCGGGGGUUUGUGGUUCUGACUGUAGCGCUGUACGGCCACGAUGACAUGGCGAAGAACAUCAAAGAGGUCCAUCUGGAUUAUUUUGAAGAAGCAAUAGCGUUUUUAAAGAAACAAGAUAAGGUUGGCAGUAAAGCAGUUGGUGUAAUAUCCAUUUCUAAAAGUGGAGAUCUUGCCCUAUCAAUAGCCUCUAACCUGCCAGAUGUUGGAGCCACGGUGUGGAUAAAUGGCUGCUCUGCCAACACCUUGUUACCCCUCUACUACAAUAAGAGCCAGAUCCUCCCCGCGUUAAUGUUUGACUUGAGCAGGAUGAUCCCCACAGACUCAGGGGCCUUUAACUGCAAAUAUGUGUUGCAAAAUCCGCUGGCAGAGGAGAACAAAGCCACCCUGAUCCCCAUCGAACGAGCCGAGGGACGCUUCCUCUUCGUGGCUUCGGAGGACGACCUCAACUGGGACAGCAAGGCCUACAUGGAGAACAUGGUGGAGCGACUGCAGCGACACGGGAAGGACAACUUUGAGAGUGUGUGUUACCCCGGAGCGGGACAUUACCUGGAGCCUCCGUACGGACCCUACUGCCCCUCAAGUGUCCAUGGGGUUGCAGGCAAGCCGGUCCUGUGGGGGGGGGAAGCACAGGCCCACGCAGCAGCUGAAGUCCACCUGUGGAGAAAGAUCCAGGAGUUUCUCAGGACUCACCUGAGCUGUGAUGCUCCACAGACUAAAGCCAGAUUAUAGACAGAAAUAUCAUCAUAUGAUAAACACACGGAUAACUGUAAAUAAUUAUAUAGCGAAUCAUGUCAUGUUUGAUUUGAUGAUAGUUGAAGCACUGAGAGAAAGACAUGCUUGCAGUAUGCAGUAUUCAUGUGUUUAAUAGGCCCAAUUUUCUAAUAAAUUCUGUCAAUUAAAGUUGGAAACAUGUUCUAACAAAUCUAAGUUGAUAAGAAAAAAGCCCAAUAACUUAUUUUCAUAACAACCUUGAAAUAUACCCUUCAUAUUUCCUCUUAUGAUAAGCAAUCUGAAGCUUCUGUUUUAAGGAACGAGCUGCCAACAUAAUAAAUGAAACCCCAUGGAGA
This is a messenger RNA of Trematomus bernacchii (emerald rockcod), 1815 nucleotides long. RefSeq names its product acyl-coenzyme A thioesterase 5-like. NCBI's taxonomy places the organism in Eukaryota, Metazoa, Chordata, Actinopteri, Perciformes, Nototheniidae. The transcript is spliced from 4 exons. Gene Ontology annotation, biological process: fatty acid metabolic process; acyl-CoA metabolic process. Bases 215 to 1477 code for a protein of 420 amino acids. Gene Ontology annotation, molecular function: fatty acyl-CoA hydrolase activity. The record is from RefSeq and is a predicted model, not a curated record.